Molecule: messenger RNA, 1421 nt
Organism: Eurypyga helias (sunbittern)
Lineage: Eukaryota; Metazoa; Chordata; Aves; Eurypygiformes; Eurypygidae
Gene: HIF1AN
Product: hypoxia inducible factor 1, alpha subunit inhibitor
Exons: 7
Biological process (GO): peptidyl-aspartic acid hydroxylation; negative regulation of Notch signaling pathway
Cellular component (GO): nucleus; cytoplasm
Molecular function (GO): peptidyl-histidine dioxygenase activity; [protein]-asparagine 3-dioxygenase activity; ankyrin repeat binding
Source: RefSeq, a predicted model, not a curated record
GAGCCAGUGGUGCUGACAGAUACAAAUCUGGUUUAUCCUGCUCUGAAAUGGGACCUGGACUACCUCCAGGAAAACAUUGGCAAUGGGGACUUCUCAGUGUAUAGUGCCAGCACACACAAGUUUUUGUACUAUGAUGAGAAGAAGAUGGCCAAUUUUAAGAACUUCAAACCCAAGUCAAGCAGGGAAGAGAUGAAGUUUGCUGAAUUUGUGGACAGACUCAAAGAAAUACAACAAAAAGGGAGUGCUGAGAGGCUUUAUCUGCAGCAAACUCUGAAUGACACAGUUGGAAGGAAGAUUGUGGUGGAUUUCCUUGGUUUCAACUGGAAUUGGAUUAACAAGCAGCAAGGGAAACGUGGUUGGGGUCAACUGACUUCUAACUUGCUUCUUAUUGGCAUGGAAGGGCAUGUGACACCAGCUCAUUAUGAUGAGCAGCAGAACUUCUUUGCUCAGAUUAAGGGUUACAAGAGGUGUAUCCUGUUCCCUCCUGAUCAGUUUGAAUGCCUCUACCCUUAUCCUGUGCACCAUCCAUGUGACAGACAGAGCCAGGUGGACUUUGACAAUCCUGACUAUGAGAAGUUUCCGAACUUCCAGAGUGUGGUGGGCUAUGAGACGGUGGUGGGUCCAGGCGAUGUGCUAUACAUACCGAUGUACUGGUGGCACCACAUUGAGUCUCUCCUGAAUGGGGGGAUUACCAUCACUGUGAACUUCUGGUACAAGGGUGCCCCAAUCCCAAAGAGAAUUGAAUAUCCGUUAAAGGCUCAUCAGAAAGUGGCGAUAAUGAGGAACAUUGAGAAGAUGUUGGGAGAAGCCUUAGGAAAUCCACAAGAGGUGGGUCCCUUGUUGAAUAUGAUGAUUAAGGGACGGUAUGACUAAUGCCUGGCUGCCCGGGUGACUGAUGUUGGAGCUGCUUUGUUCACAAGCAAUGGAAGAUACUGAGCGCUAGUAUUGCACGCAGCACUUAACAGACUGAUGGGUUUCCUGGCCCAUUCCUGCCCCACUACAAUAAAUGGGGCUACUGGAACUGCAAAACUGUUAGUACCCCAUUCAUCCUCCACUCUCAUCUAACCGAACCUACCAAGAAAGAGUCUGCACUUACUGGAAGCUGGAUUCAUGCUCACUAAUUUGUUUUUAUUCCUUCUCCCCUAUUUGCCACAACAAGGAGCAUGGCUUCUGGCACGUGGAUGUGUUGCUUCAGGAUUUUCAGGCAUUUGAAGAGGAGCUUGGAGGAGAACAAGGAGUGAUAUUGUUCCCCAGCCUCAUGGGGUUUAGGCCUCGUGGCUGGGCUUAUGUGUUGGUGCCUGCAGUGGAUGUAAGAUGGGAAGUGAUAGGUUUCACAGUCCUCUGUUGUUAGAGGACCUGUCUGCUCUACUCUGGCAGCUUUUUGUAUAACAGAAACGAACAUGUGAGAUGGCCUGUGUGUG